Molecule: messenger RNA, 7948 nt
Organism: Chara braunii
Lineage: Eukaryota; Viridiplantae; Streptophyta; Charophyceae; Charales; Characeae
Source: the annotation of a GenBank genome assembly
GUGAGUGACGAGCUCCCAAUGGACAUGUUACUAGGUAUGUACUACCUCUCUGUAGCACAGCCCCAGUUUGACUGGGACCGAAAAGUGGUCAAACACACGUUGCCAGGUGGAGGGACCGCCAGAUUACAUAAGUUCAAAGCUAGUAGUCUGAUUGAGUCCUAUGGGUGCAUGUGUGCGGCCGCGUUCUAUAAUUAUUAUAAGCAAAAUCAGGAGGAGGGUAUGUACUUAGUCUAUGUCUCUGCUGCAGGCGAGCCGGUGAAAAUGCCGUCAGAGAUAGAGGGAGUAAUUGCUAAGUACUCUGAUUUAUUUGAAGAGCCGACAGGGGUUGUUGAGAGGGAGGUCGUCCACGCGAUAGAGAUUAUCCCAGGGUCUAGUAUUCCAAGGGGUAGGAUCUAUCGGAUGUCUCCAGACGAGCUUGAUGAGCUUCGCCGCCAACUCAAGGAACUCGUAGAGAAGGGCUGGAUCCAGCCGAGUGUCUCUCCUUAUGGGUCUCCAGUUUUAUUCGUGCCUAAGAAGAAGGAGAGAACCCUUAGGAUGUGCAUUGACUAUAGGGGCCUCAAUACCAUCACUGUCAAGAACAGAGAGCCCCUACCGCGCAUCGACGAUCUGCUAGAUAGAGUGCAAGGGUGUCGGUACUUCAGCAAGAUAGAUCUGAAGUCCGGGUACCAUCAGAUUGCCAUACGGCCCGAGGAUCAACACAAAACCGCUUUUCAGACCAGGUACGGUCUGUACGAGUUUGUGGUGAUGCCUUUUGGCCUUUGCAAUGCUCCUGGCACCUUUCAGCACGCUAUGAAUCGGAUAUUCCAUGACUACUUGGAUAAGUUUGUCAUCGUGUACCUCGAUGACAUACUUAUUUUCAGUAAGACUGUCGAGGAACAUGUGGCACAUUUGGACAAAGUCCUCGGCCUCCUGCGACAGCAUAAGUUCAAGAUCAACGGGGAGAAGUGCGAGUUUGGCCGCACCCGUGUCUUGUACUUGGGUCAUGAGAUUUCCGCGGAGGGAUUGAAGCCUAAUGACGCGAAGGUGGCCAGCAUUCGUGAUUGGCCACAUCCUCAGUCUGUGACUGAGAUGAGAUCUUUCUUAGGAAUGACAGGCUACCAUAGGACUUUCGUUAAGAACUACAGCAUAGUGGCCGCUCCUUUGACUGAUCUGACCCGCCUUGACACCCCUUGGGAGUGGACAGAUAAGUGCGAGGCUGCUUUCAGACAUCUGAAGCAUGCACUGACGCACUAUGAAGUUUUGAAACUUCCUGAUCCUGACAAGCCGUUUAUAGUUACAACGGAUGCCAGCCAAUAUGGCAUUGGCGCCAUGCUUGCGCAGCAGGAGGGGCCAAAGUUGAGGCCAAUAGAGUACAUGUCCAAGAAAAUGCCGUCUCAGAAGUUGGCUAAGUCCACUUAUGAGAAGGAACUCUAUGCGGUGUACAAGGCUCUCACCCAUUGGAGACACUAUCUCUUUGGGCGGUUUUUCAUCCUCCGGACUGAUCAUCAGACCCUGAGAUGGAUGAGAACACAACCGGUACUCUCAGAUGCUCUCAAGCGUUGGAUCGAAGUCAUUGAGCAAUAUGACUUUGACCCUCAGUAUCUCAAAGGGGAAUACAACAAGGUUGUUGAUGCCUUGUCGCGCAGACCAGACUUCUCAGGUGCGGUGAUUACUGAGUUCGAUCUGACAGACGAUGUUACUCAUUCUUUGGUGGAAGCCUAUCGUCAGGACCAGUUUAUGUCUGAGAUCACACGCAAACUUGAGGCGAAGGAUAAGAAGACCUCCGCCGAGUUUAAGUUGGUCAAUGGAUUGUUGUUCCUAGAGAAGGCAGGGAAUAAACACUUGUGUGUUCCAAACAGCGAGUCUUUGCGUAGUUUGUUUUUAGGUGAGUAUCAUGAUGCCACCGGCCAUUUUGGGUACAAGAAGACCGCAGCCAACUUGUUGCAGCGGUUCUGGUGGCCCACGAUGAUGAAAGAUGCACAGCUGUACAUGGAAACUUGUCAAGUAUGCCAAAGAGACAAGCCCCGUACUCAGGCUCCUCUUGGGCUGCUCAAACCCCUUCCGAUUCCGGAAAGGCCGGGUGAGAGUUUGUCCAUGGACUUCAUGGAUACGCUGGUCACCAGCAAGAGUGGGAUGCGACAAAUCUUUGUCAUCGUGGAUAGGCUUAGUAAGUUUGCUAGAUUAAUAGCUAUGCUAGAAACAGCGAAGACCGAGUACGUGAUCAGGUUAUUUAAAGAGAACUGGGUCAGGGACUUUGGACUGCCAAAGUCAAUAGUCAGUGACAGGGACGUCAGGUUCACGAGUGAAUUGUGGAAGGCCGCUGCAGCUGAACAAGGAACUCAACUGCAGAUGACUUCUGGAAAUCAUCCAGAAGCUAAUGGCCAGGCUGAACAAAUGAACCGCGCUGUGCAACACCUGUUGAGGCACUACAUCAAGCCCAAUCAGGUAGACUGGGAUGAAAAGCUUGCUCUAGUCGCCAGAGCCGACACAACAAUGUCAGCGGGAUGCCGAUCGACGCUGCUGCGGGUGUUGGUCGUUGUGGUAGCAAUGAGCUCCUCCCCCGUCUACGGCCGCGAGCGUCUUCUCUCGGGAGCCAACCCACCAGCAAGCAAACAAGACGGAAGCGACGACGAAGAGAACUUGAAAGGGUGGUCGUUGGCCCGUCGGUGGCUGCAGACUGAUGACAGCGGAUGCCUUUCGAACUUCUCCAGAUUUCAAAGCACGUCAGACCUCCUGACCUGCAGGAAGCAGUUGGUUGACAAGAUCGACCGCACAAGGAAUGCCGAGGAUGUGGCUGUUCUUCCCGCUGCUGCGGAGGGUGGUGGUGGGGAUUCAGUCUUCUUCGUGUUGAAUGGCAGAGUUUGGCGGCGAAACGCUUCCGAAUCGACGACGAUGGGAGAGGGAUCCCGGUGGCAGGCGAGCGAAGUAACGCCCAUCUUUGGGCCGAGUGAGUACAACAGGAGUACAGGAGAAAGUGGACGUGUUGACGACCUGAGGUCAUUGGCGAUGCUUGAUGUGAUGGAUGGUGGUGGUCAAAACAACAAGAGCAGAAAAGUUAUGUUCGUUGAAGACAGGACAAAUCGUGUGGUACGUUGGUUCUCCAUCGACGGACUCGAGCCUGCAAUUGAGGACUUCCGCAAUUUCAGCAACGACACAGGCGGUUUCUCAAUGAUAAGCUUGGCGGGUUAUGCCGAAGGCGGGGUCUUGUACGGUUCCACACGUUCAGCUCUUUACCGUAUGAAUGUGACGGGGACGUACGACGAUCGGCCGAAGCUAUGGCUAGGCUCAGAAUCGAUAAAGGACGUGGUCAACAGCCCUAUCCCCGGUGAUGUCCGAUUUGAUCGGGCGUACUUGAGCACGUCUGCCAUAACCGCUAAUGGGGAGGCCAUGUAUGUGCUCGAGCGAAACGCCGACGUCGUUCGGCGAGUGCUGAUCGCGAGCGGGGCGGUAGAGACGGUCGCCGGAAUCCGAGGUGCGCGUGGCGAUGCAGAUGGUUUAGCCUCGGAGGCAACGUUUAAUGAACCUAUCGGGCAGGCGCUUACGGCUGAUGGGUGUAACCUCUUUGUGGGCGAGGUGAAUGACAAUAGAGGACGGAUACGCCUGGUCAGCUUCCAGAGAACUGGGACAUAUGUCCGUACGGUUGCCAAUCUCAACGUGCCGGUGAUAAGAUUGGCCAUGCAUCCAAACGGCGAGCUCCUGUAUGCGGCAGCCGGCGCUGGGUCGGUGUUCGAAAUAAGUGUGAACAAAUCGGUACUGCCCCAGUGUUCCGGCGACGUGCCUCCCAAAAAAAAGGCCGGAGUCUCUAAGACUGUCAUCGCCCUGGCUGGUAUCGUACCGGCUUUGGUUGGCUUUCUCCUGGCUGUUGCUCUAGCUGUAAAAAUAAGGAGAGGGGCGGAAUGUGACUGGGUAUGGCCUUGGCCGCGAUGGGGGCGAUUAGGACCCUGUCUUCCGACGAAGGAUGAAAACCCCCAGCCUGGAGGAAAACAUGAAACAGCACUUCUCACUUCAUUCUGGGACGAGUCUGGGUCUCAAUCGACUUGGGACACGGGUAGGAGCUUGUCAGGAGUUCGAACCCAGGAGUUGCAGCCGUCCGGUCCUAGGCGGUUCUCCUUCAGCGAGCUGGCAGAUGCCUGUGAUGGAUUCAACUCGAGCAAUCUGGUUGGCAAGGGUGGUGCCGCCGAAGUCUUCAGGGGAGUGCUCACUGGUGGCCAAGUCGUAGCCUUGAAGGUCAUGAAGGAUGAGGACUUGUCUCGGGCAUUGCUUGGGCAGUUUCAAGCGGAGCUGGAUUUUCUUGGCCCACUCCGACAUAGCCACGUCCUUAGCAUCAUCGGCUUCUGUGCCGAGGAGGGUAAGUCUGUGAUUGUGUAUCCGUUCGUUGCAGGGGGAAGUUUGUACGACCGUCUCCAUCCCCGUUUCAAAUUGGCUUCUUCCCCCAAGUACGAGGGUGAUGGUGUGAGUGAUAUCGGGGAAAACCUCUCCCAGGCAGAUGUGCAGACAGUUGGCAGUGGGAGUGGCUGCACCAGCACUAGCUGCCCAUGGCAACCACCGGCCUGGAGGCCCCUGUCUUGGAGCGAUCGCUUCUCCAUCGCCCUGCAGAUUGGAAAAGCCCUGCGGUUUCUGCACGAGAGCUUGGAUCCACCGGUUGUCCACAGAGACAUUAAGAGUAAAAACAUUUUGUUGGAGGGAGGAGGGAGCACGGGCCUGAGGGCGUAUCUGUCCGACUUCGGGCUGGCAAGGCAAGGGCAGAGUGUAUUCAGUGCAGAGAAGGCUGGCGAGACAGUGGAGACACAUCAUGUGGCAGGGACGAUCGGCUACAUGGCGCCCGAGUACUUCACCUACUGCAGACUGACUGCAAAGAAUGAUGUUUACGCGUUCGGGGUGGUGUUGCUCGAGCUCAUCACGGGUUGCAAAGCAUUUGGUACCGUGUCAGAUUACAGGAAGAAGGGUGAGGGGGGGCAUCAGGUGGAGGAGGAGGAGGAGGAGGAGGAGGGAAAGGAUCGGGUGCCGACGGAGGAGGAACUCCCACAGAUGUUGACGAAAUGGGUGAGGAAGAUGGUUGAGGACAUGGUUGCACCCAUGUCCUCUGAGGAGGAAGGCAAGAGAAGGGCUACGGAAGAGACUCUGAAGUUGGAGGUCGUCCGGAAGAUUGCAGACGAGCGAAUGGUGAUGUGUGGCGAGGUUGACUGGGUUGCUGUGACCAACAUGUUGGAGUUGGCAAUGACGUGUAUCACAGAAAUGCCUGACAAGCGACCACCGAUCGGUUCUGUUGUUAAGGAAUUGGCUCGACUGGAGGCUUCUGAGAAGCAGUUGGUUGACAACUCCGUCAAUUACACAAGCGAUACCGUAACGGAGGACGUGGCUGUUCUUGCCGCUGCUGCAGAGGAGGGUGGUGAUUCGGUCUUCUUCGUGUUGAAUGGGAUUGUCUGGCGGCGAAAUGCUUCAACGAGGAUGGCACAGGGAUCCCGGUGGCAGUCGAGCGAAGUAACUCCCAUCUUCGGUCCUUGGCCGGGUGAUGGCGGAGGAAGGGCAGAAUUGACGGCAUUGGUUAUCGUUGAUAUAAAGGAUGGUGGUCAGAACCACACGAGAAAAGUUAUAUUCGUUGAAGACGGGGCAAAUCGUGUGCUACGUUGGUUCUCCAUUGACGGACGGAACCCUGCUAUUGAGGACUUCCGCAAUUUCACCAUUGACACAAGCGGCGCCCCUAUAACAAGCCUGGCGGGGUAUUCCAGAGGCGGGGUCUUAUACGCUUCCACAAGAUGGGCUCUUUACCGUAUGAACCUGACGGGGACUGACGAUGAUCGCCCGAAGCUAUGGCUAGGCUUACCUGCGAAGACGGGCGUGGUGGACAGCCCUAUGAUCCCCCUAUUUCGUAAUGUGUACUUAAGCACAUCUGCCAUCACCGCCAAUGGGGAGGCCAUGUAUGUACUCGAGCACGACAGCCAUGUCGUUCGGCGUGUGCUGAUCGAGAGUCGGGCGGUAGAGACGGUCGCCGGAUCCCUAGGUGUGCCUGGUGGAGCAGAUGGUCUAGCCUCGGAGGCAAGGUUUAAUGCACCUCUCGGGCAGGCACUUACGGCUGAUGGGUGUAACCUCUUUGUCGGUGAGAUGAAUGAAGGGAAGGGACGAAUACGCCUGGUCAGCUUCAAGAGAAAUGGGGCAUAUGUCCGUACUGUUGCCAAACUUUCUGUGCCAGUGAUAAGAUUGGCCAUGCAUCCAAACAACGAGCUUCUGUAUGCGGCAGCCGGCGCUGGGUCGGUGUUCGAAAUAAGUGUGAAUAAUUCGGUACUGCCCAAGUGUUCCGGUGAUCCCGACAAAAAAAACGGAGCCUCUAGGACUACCAUCGCCCUAGCUGUUACCGUACCGGCUUUGGUUGGGUUUCUCAUCGCUGUUGCUCUAGCUGUGAAGAUAAGGAGAGGGGCAGAAUGUGACUGGGUGUGGCAUUGGCGACUGUGGAGGCGAUUAGGACGCUCUCUUCGGACAAAGGAUGAUGCACCGCAGCCUGGAGGAGAACAGGAAACAGCACGUCUCACGUUGCCCGUCGGGAAUGGCGCGUCAGAAUCAGGAUUUGGUGCCUCAGGUUCAUUCUGGGACAAGUCUGGGUUCCAAUCGACUUGGGACACGAAUAGGAGCUUGUCAGGAGUUCGAACCCGGGAGUUGCAGCCUUCCGGUCCUAGGCGGUUCUCCUUGAGCGAGCUGGCAGAUGCCUGUGAUGGAUUCAACUCGAGCAAUCUGGUUGGCAAGGGCGGCGCCGCGGAAGUCUUUAGGGGAGUGCUCACUGGUGGCCAAGUCGUAGCCUUGAAGGUCAUGAAGGAUGGGGACUUGUCUCGGGCAAGGCUUUGGCAGUUUCAAGCGGAGCUGGAUUUUCUUGGCCGAAUCCGGCAUAGCCACGUCCUUAGCCUCCUCGGCUUCUGUGCAGAGGGGGGUAAGUCAGUGAUUGUUUAUCCGUUCGUUGCAGGGGGAAGUUUGUACGACCGUCUCCAUCCCCAUUUCAAAUUGGCUUCUUUCCCCAAGUCUGAGGGUGAUGGUGUGAGUGAUAUCGGGGGGAACCUCUCCGAGUCAGAUGUGCAGACAGUUGGCAGUGGGAGCGGCUGCACCAGCACUAGCUGCCCAUGGCAACCACCAGCCUGGGGGCCCCUGUCGUGGAGAGAUCGUCUCUCCAUCGCCCUGCAGAUCGGAAAAGCCCUGCAGUUUCUGCACGAGGAGUUAGAUCCGCCCGUCAUCCACAGGGACAUUAAGAGUAAUAACAUUUUGCUGGAGGGAGGAGGGGGCUCGGGCCUGAGGGCGUAUCUGUCCGACUUCGGGCUGGCAAGGCAAGGGCAGAGUGUAUUCAGUGCAGAGAAGGCUGGCGAGACAGUCGAGACUUAUCACGUGGCAGGGACGGUCGGUUACAUGGCACCCGAGUAUUUCACAUACUGCAGACUGACUGCAAAGAACGAUGUUUAUGCAUUUGGGGUGGUCUUGCUCGAGCUCAUCACGGGCUACAAAGCAUUUGGUACCCCUGCAAAUUACAGGAAGAAGGGUGAAGGGGGGCAUCAGGUGGAGGAGGAGGAGAAGGGGACGGAUCUGGUGCUGACUGAGGAAGGGAAAGAGGAGGAAAUCCCACAGGUAUUGACGAGAUGGGUAAGGAAGAUGGUUGAGGACAUGAUUGCACGCAUGUCCUCUGAGGAGGAAGGCAAGAGAAGGGCUACGGAAGAGUCUUCGAAGUUGGAGGUCAUCCAGAGGAUUGCAGACGAGCGAAUGCAGAUGUGUGGCGAGGUUGACUGGGUUGCUGUAAGCCACAUGUUGGAGUUGGCAAUGAUGUGUAUCACAGAAAUGCCUGAGCAGCGACCACGGAUUGGUUCUGUUGUUGAGGAAUUGGCUCAACUAGAGGGUUCUGAGUCAUUAUGAUCUUUGAAAGGAGUACGUGGCAUUGUUACUAUGUCUGUCAGCGAGCAAAGUAUUCAAGGGCAUCAUCGUAACACCCGCCCAGACG